Molecule: messenger RNA, 3231 nt
Organism: Carassius auratus (goldfish)
Lineage: Eukaryota; Metazoa; Chordata; Actinopteri; Cypriniformes; Cyprinidae
Gene: gnb1a
Product: guanine nucleotide binding protein (G protein), beta polypeptide 1a
Exons: 11
Coding region: 401-1423 (340 amino acids)
Biological process (GO): signal transduction
Molecular function (GO): protein binding
Source: RefSeq, a predicted model, not a curated record
UCCCAGUCGUGAGAGCAGGGUCACCGCGCCCAUCUCUGCUGUCUGAUGGCUGGAGCGAGCGCCUGACACAGCGAGCGACGGAGAACGACGAGUGUGGGACCUCGCAGAAAGGCUACUUCGGACAGAGCAUUGUGUUGACCACAUUAACCACGAGGCAUCUGCGUGAAGCUCGCGUUGUUUGGAGCAGAAUCGGCGCGGUUGCAGCUGUCGCGGCUGCGGGUUCGGGGAGUGCCGCUCUCCGCUGACGGACUGACGGACUGUCUGCAGGUCGGGCAGCUGUGGAUCUCUCCUCGCGGUGUACAGUCAAUGAUAGAUACACAACGAACUGUACCGACACAACACAGAUCAGUGCGAGCGCCAGUGAGCGGACGGAGUGAAGCCCAUCGCCGAGCGGAAGAAAAUGAGCGAACUCGACCAGUUACGCCAGGAGGCUGAACAGCUGAAAAACCAGAUCCGAGAUGCACGGAAAGCCUGUGCGGAUGCCACCCUCUCUCAGAUCACAGCCAAUAUUGAGCCUGUGGGGCGGAUUCAGAUGCGCACCAGACGGACACUGAGGGGACACUUGGCCAAGAUCUACGCCAUGCACUGGGGCACUGACUCAAGGCUUCUGGUUAGCGCUUCUCAGGAUGGAAAACUCAUUAUCUGGGACAGCUAUACUACAAACAAGGUGCACGCUAUCCCGCUGCGCUCCUCGUGGGUCAUGACCUGCGCCUAUGCCCCGUCUGGAAACUAUGUGGCCUGUGGAGGCCUGGACAACAUCUGCUCCAUCUACAACCUGAAGACCCGCGAGGGGAACGUGCGCGUCAGCCGUGAGCUGGCCGGACACACAGGAUACCUGUCCUGCUGCCGCUUCCUGGACGAUAACCAGAUCGUCACCAGCUCCGGAGACACCACCUGUGCUCUGUGGGAUAUCGAGACCGGGCAGCAGACCACCACGUUCGCAGGUCACACCGGUGAUGUCAUGUCCCUGUCUCUGGCCCCGGACACUCGUCUGUUCGUGUCGGGCGCCUGUGACGCCUCGGCCAAGCUGUGGGACGUCAGGGAAGGCAUGUGCAGGCAAACCUUCACCGGCCACGAGUCCGACAUCAACGCCAUCUGUUUCUUCCCCAAUGGAAACGCGUUCGCCACGGGCUCGGACGACGCCACCUGCAGGCUGUUUGACCUGCGCGCCGAUCAGGAGCUGAUGGUCUACUCUCACGACAACAUCAUCUGUGGCAUCACCUCCGUGGCCUUCUCCAAGAGCGGACGCCUGCUGCUCGCCGGCUACGACGACUUCAACUGCAACGUGUGGGACGCUCUGAAAGCCGACCGCGCAGGGGUCUUGGCGGGUCACGAUAACCGCGUCAGCUGCUUGGGCGUAACUGAUGACGGGAUGGCUGUGGCUACAGGCUCCUGGGAUAGUUUCCUUAAAAUCUGGAAUUAAAGCCGUCAGAUCGCAUCCGGACUCUAAGGUUGACUGGAAGACCAUUCCGAAAUGAAAACGUUCGAUUUUAUUCCCCUCUCUCCUUCUCAAACACAACAGAACUGACCCCAACAUCUGUAAACAACAAAAGAGCAAACAUUUCUUCUUUGGGAAAAAAACUAAAAGAAAAGAGCACAAUUGUCACACUCCGCUAGAUUGUAGUUGGUAAGUGGAUGAAAGUUGCUACUUGUGCAUGGUUCUGAGAUCACCAGACACUCAUUCCACUGCUACCGUCAUCCGUCUGUAAUCUGAACACACGAGGUUUUUCUAAACGAAACUAGCUCGAUAGCUUUACGGGCCGUGUUUGGGACCUCUCCCCCAGUCAGGAUCACAGGCCUGCUUUUGUCUCCUAGUUUUUAAAUGUUUGGGGAUCAAAUUAAUAGUUAGGAAUUUAAACAAGCAUGGCGUUCUGCAAGUUUCUGUUCGUCAGUAAACGCUCAAGGAUUCGAUCAGGGCUCCACUAGCUGCUAUCAGGCCUGUAUAUUACGUCCCAGGAAAUUUGAUUAUUAAUGUUCUUCUUUCUUUCUUUUUUUGUCUUUGUGUUUGCACACGUGAUAGUUUUGCAGAUACGUAACCUAACCAAGCACGAGUUGUUCAUGAUGACCAAUGCUUGAUUUUCGAAGAUGAAACAUGUCAAUUUUAACCAUACUUCUCCUCAUGCUUUCUGGAAACUAAUUCAUUGAAGAUUAACUAAUCAUUUUAAUCGUUUUAUUUGAUCUUUUUCUUCUCUGUGAUGUUGAAGGAGGGGUGGGCGGUUCUUCAUUUUUUCGGUUUCAACAGAGGUGCCCGUUCUGUGCUCAGUUACUACUCUGUGAAUGACAUGUUGUAUAAAUCAAUGUUUGAAAAUAAUGAUAUGGAAAACUUUUUAAGUUAAAAAAAAAAAAAUAUAUAUGAAAAAAAAUCUUCUUUUGGUUGUCUGCCAUGGGGGGGGGGGGACUCGUAGAUCGCAUGCUGUAGAAAUGCUUAAAGAGGUGCAUAUGGAACUAAGUCAUUGAUGUUUUCCCUUUCUUUUCUUUUUUAAUAGCCUGUUAAGUGGAUCAUCACAGUAUUUAUUUUUUUUUCUUCCUUUUUUCUUUUGCUACUCUGUGCAUACACAAUUUAGUUUAACUUUCGAAGCUAUGCACUAAAGAGAAGCAAACAAUGUUGAUCACAACAGUGAAUGGUGACCUGUUCUGUCCCUGUUGUGAAUCCCACACACACACACACACACACACACUCAGAUAACUAGAACAAAGAAAUCUCUCUCUCUCUGUAGCAAAAGAAAAAUUUCAGAUACAAAGACAGUGCUAGAGACAUUUUGUAACAAACAGGUUUUUUGUUCUUUAAUAAAAAAAUGAAAUAAAAUGAGGCAGCAUCUGAAUGGCAGAAGUUCUUCUGUUGUUCCUCUCGACGUGUGUCAAGAAGAGCGCUCUUUCCUUAGCUGUAGUGGCAUUUCUUCCAUUCUGUUAUUUCUCUGCAACAUUCUGUACAAAAAAAAAAAAUGUACAAAAACUUAAAAAAAGUGCUGUCGUUGUGCGUUAGGCCGGAAGUUGGCAAGAAAAAAAAUAAUAAAAAUAAAAAGAAUCUAAAUUUUCUUUGUUCCUCCCUCUCUUCCCUGUCCUCUCUUGUCUCUCCAUAUGAAUAACUUACAGCUCUGCAUUCCCACUCUACCUUUAUCCAUCUUUUGUAUUUAAUUUUAAAGUCAGUGUACAACAGGAAGCUGGAUGCAAGAUAGAAACUAUAUUAAAAUGUACUGUUAUUUAAGAUGUAAUAAAAGCAGUUUGAGAUGA